Messenger RNA from Metarhizium brunneum ARSEF 3297, 1296 nucleotides. NCBI's taxonomy places the organism in Eukaryota, Fungi, Ascomycota, Sordariomycetes, Hypocreales, Clavicipitaceae. The record is from RefSeq and is a predicted model, not a curated record.
AUGGACACAUGGAGCGCUUGGUCGAAUUGGGCCUACGAUGAGGCACAACAGUUUAUGUAUCGUGUUCGGCAGGACAUAAACGGAAAUUUAGAUUAUGAUUACAACUAUGAUACGCCUCGCGAGUCUGGGGAUGUUGCGGGAAUAACUCAAAGCCUAGGAAGCACCCGCCUCUCUCCCUCUGCCUCGAGCUACGAACAGCAGCCACCCGAUUCACCAGCUAGUCACAAAGACAAGGAACGGUCCAAAGCAUCCAAGUCGAAAAGCAAAGACAAGGACAGGUCAUCAAAGGAGAAGAGCAGCAGCGGCAGCAGCAGCAAACAUUACUCACAUGAUAAGACUUCUUCUUAUCGUAAAGGGCAUGGAAGCUCUUCAGCUUCGGCGUCUUCUCACGGCCAUGGAAGCUCUUCCACUGCUCCGCAACAGAGCUCCCAUGCCCCCUCAUAUGAUCAAUCACAGUCACAAUACUCAUACGAUGCGCAGAAAUACGUCAUCCCAGGGGGCUACCAGACAGCGGAGGCAUCUUAUGCAUCUACCCAGGGCUCUGGCUAUGCUACGACUCAUACUCAACAGCCGCUACCACGAGGCUACAAUGAUAUCCAAAACCUCACAUAUGGCAUGGGUCCGGCUGCGGCCGGCCCGUCAGACUUGAAUUACUCUGUUUCAUCAGAAACCUAUGAGCAAGAGGAUGACGGCGCUUCCACUCCUCGGAACCACAUUGCCGCAGAAACUGGAGAUGAACUUGAAACAAUUGAUCCGAGGUACCGGGUUGAACACUCAAAUAAAUUCGACCCCGGAGCGAUCUUCAAGGUGCUGUGGUCCGAACCCAAAGGAUCCACAGACGGUCUAAAACAUCCCAGUGUUUCUGGGAAGCAAGAGAUACAGAACAAAUAUGGUGCGAAAUUCCAUGUAGGAUUUCGCCGCUUCAUCGUGAUCGCAAAUGACCAUGGGCAUUGUACCUGCGUCCCGAUUCUCACCUAUGGCGGCAGAGGCUGUAAGAAGUCUGGUGUUAAACCCAACAAGCAUGGAAUCGUUUACGAAGCAGGCCAGAGACCUCGCCAGGUCGAAGGUGAGCCUCGGCUAGGAUUUCAGGCCGUUCAGGUUCACCUGACCGAAGAUGGUGAGAGGCUUUCUAGAGAGUCGCGCGUUAACUAUUCCAAGCUGGUCACUAUUGAACACAACGUCAGUGUUUUUUUCAUUGGAUCUGUUGCGCAAAAUAGCUGGCAAAUUGUUGAGGAAGCCGUCAAUCAAUGUUGGGACCAAAAGGUCCACCACCGACAUCCAAGGCAUGAGAGAUAG